GACCCCGGACUUGCCGAUUCUCUUUCAUAACCUUCGCCUGCUCCCAGAAUGACCGGCUAGCUAGGGUUUUGUUUGCAAACCCCAAUCUGAUCCCCACCACCACGCAACCGCAGCCGCAGCCGCCGCCGCCGGCGAGGGGCGACCGCGGGGCGCGGUUGCCGAAGGGAUGGCGAACCGCACAGACCCCCUCGCGAAGAGCAUCCACGGGACGAACCCGCAGAACCUGGUGGAGAAGAUUGUGCACUCCAAGAUCUACCAGAGCACCUACUGGAAGGAGCACUGCUUUGGCCUCACCGCCGAGACGUUGGUCGACAAGGCUAUGGAGCUCGACCACACCGGCGGGACCUACGGCGGCAACCAGCCCACCCCGUUCCUCUGCCUCGCGCUCAAGAUGCUGCAGAUCCAGCCCGACAAGGACAUCGUCGUCGAGUUCAUCAAGAACGAGGAUUACAAGUAUGUUCGCGUUCUGGGGGCCUUCUACAUGCGCCUCACCGGCACCGUUGCUGAUGUCUACCAGUAUCUGGAGCCACUCUACAACGACUACCGCAAGCUCAGGCAUAAGCUCAGCGAUGGACAGUUCGCACUUACCCAUGUUGAUGAGUUCAUCGAUGAGUUGCUGACCAAGGACUACUCCUGUGAUACAGCCCUCCCCCGUAUUCAGAAAAGAUGGGUUCUUGAAGCGUCUGGAACUCUAGAACCAAGAAGAAGUGCACUUGAGGAUGAUUUUGAGGAAGAAGAGGAAGACAAGGAGGAACAACCUAUGGAAAUUGACCAGCCUAAUGGCCAUGAGAAGGAUAAUCAUCGUGGAAGAAGCCCUGCAAGGGACCGGGAUCGGGACCGGGACCGGGACCGGAAACACGAAAGGCAUCACAGGGACCGAGAUCAUGAUAGAGAUCGGGAUUACGAUAGGGACUAUGGGAGAGGACGGGACAGAGACCGAGAUAGAGAUCGUGAAAGGGACAGAAACAGGGAUAGGGAUCGCGACCGUCACCGUCUGCGAGACGAUGACUACAGCCGAGACAGGGACCGAGACCGUGAGAGGGAUGGUAGGGAAAGGGAACACCGGGACAGAGACCGUGGCAGGCACAGGAGCCGCUCAAGGAGCAGGGAUCGGCGAGACAGAGACCGUGAAGAUGGAGAGUACCGCAGGAGGCGUGAUCGUGGCAGUGUGAGUCCUCGAGGACGUGGUGAGGAUGGCGCCACAAGGGAGGAACCGAAGAGGAAGAAGGAAAAGAAAGAGAAGAAGGGAGAACAAAAUGCUCCAGAUCCAAAUGAUCCUGAGAUCAUAGAAAUGAACAAGCUCCGGGCCUCACUAGGGUUGAAACCGCUGAAGUAGAUUUCUUGCUGUAGUGUAUUAAUACGAAGCUUGUCAGCUGUGAUAGUUUGAACUGGAAAUGCUGAGCUGUGGAUAUGCAUCCAACAUUUUUUUCUGGCUUCCUCAGCUUCGUGUAGUUACCUAUUAAUUUUAAUGUAACGAUAUCAUUUGAUUGUUUAGUUGUCCA
Setaria italica (foxtail millet) is the source of this 1502-nucleotide messenger RNA. Its product is annotated as pre-mRNA-splicing factor 38-like. The record is from RefSeq and is a predicted model, not a curated record. Lineage: Eukaryota; Viridiplantae; Streptophyta; Magnoliopsida; Poales; Poaceae. Gene Ontology annotation, cellular component: precatalytic spliceosome.